AUGUUAUAUAUUGGAUAUUCAAGCUGUUGCACCCCUUCGAAAGUGGAGCAAGGCGAGUUCCAGGGAAAUUUCUAAGUACUUGUCACAUUCCCAUCUGUACCAUUUGUCCUUGCCAUACUUUGUUAGAUAUCGCGCUAUGUAAUCUAGUGGUGGGUACGCGGUAGCGCCCUCAACAGGUGCAGCGCUACCAAAAAUUAACGCUUGGAAAGCGUGGCAGAGAAACUUGCAUUUCCCCCAUCGAGUUAGCUAAUGCAGUAGCUACCGGAAUAGCUACUCCAGGACACGGUGCUUUGGCAUUUGGAGAGAAACGCUACAAAUCCAUCAGCACGAGAGGAAAGAUAAGCAGUAGCUGCGGAAGGUUGAGUCUUCCGUCGAGACAGAGGCCUCAUUCUUUCUUGGGGCGACAACCCAUCAAGUAUUGGUUGCACUGAGGAAAGAAAGAGAGGAGAUCAACAAUGGUGAAACUGAUUGACUUUGCGGUGGUGACCAUCUUUGCCCGCGAGGUGUUGGAAGGUUCCCUCAUCAUUGGCGAAUUCCGAACCAUUAUCUUGCGGGCUGGAGGGUCUCUGACUGAAGAAGAGCAGAAUAACUUGUUACGGGCCAUCAAUGUGGCAACUGUGAUUGCGACGAUUGUGGCCGUGAUUCUGUGCGCGGCCGUUGCGAUUCCUCUCGCAGUCUUGUCCAUGGACUUUGACUCCAGAACGUCCAGCAUCAUUGAGGGUGUUUCCAAGCUGGUGGCGGCAGUCUGCAUCCUUCAGCUGUCACUUAAGCUUCCCAAGUGGCUGGGGAUCUAUCAAAGCCACAAAACUCAAAUAUCCGAUGAAGAAAACGAAUUCGAUCUAACAAUCAACAGCAUUCGCUUCAACGUGGCUUGGAACAUUUGGAGGGAAGUGGGAGAGUGUGGAGUCUUUCUCAUUCCCUUCUUCUUGAAUGGCGAAGAAGCCAUUGCCAUUCCACUAAGUGCUGUUAUCGGAUGCGUCGUGGGAGGUUUGGCUGGUUGGGGGAUCUACUACGCCAAUGGGAGAAUGAAAAACAAACUAUCUCUGGCCAUCUUUUCGGCUGGAUUGCUUCACUUGCUAUCCACUGGUCUCUUCACCAGUGGUUGCCACAAGUUCGAAAUGGUAUUCGGAUCUACCCCAGUGGUUUGGCAGUUGGAAGGCGACUUUUGGAGCAUUGAUCGGUUACCCAUGACUAUCAUCAAGCCCUUUGGCUACAGUGAUACUAGAACCGUACUGCAAAUGUUAUGCUUCUGGUCCUGGAUGAUCUUUGGGUUGCUGCUUCACUACCGCAAGUGGCUCAUCACAAAGCGUGUGAGAGCUGAGCAUGCAGCCAAAAACUCCCCAGCUCCUUCCACCGCUGAAGAGGGAGCUGACAGCGACUGCGAUGACGAAGGAAGCGGUGAUAGCUUACCUGUGAUUGUUGAGGAGAAAACCGCUCCUGAAAUGAUUGCUUACGCUGUAUGAUCACUCGACACGAUCACUUCCAGCCAUGACGUUUGGCUCUGUACACAAUAAGGCACUCCUUUUACAUAGAAUAUAUUAAACCAUACAAACUUUUAAGUUGCUUUUUACUCAUUGCU
This is a messenger RNA of Seminavis robusta, 1579 nucleotides long. NCBI's taxonomy places the organism in Eukaryota, Bacillariophyta, Bacillariophyceae, Naviculales, Naviculaceae. The record is from the annotation of a GenBank genome assembly.